Olea europaea var. sylvestris is the source of this 1639-nucleotide messenger RNA. Its product is annotated as branched-chain amino acid aminotransferase 2, chloroplastic-like. Gene Ontology annotation, molecular function: branched-chain-amino-acid:2-oxoglutarate transaminase activity. The record is from RefSeq and is a predicted model, not a curated record. Gene Ontology annotation, biological process: branched-chain amino acid metabolic process. The transcript has 10 exons. The coding region runs from base 80 to 1327 and encodes 415 amino acids. Gene Ontology annotation, cellular component: chloroplast. Lineage: Eukaryota; Viridiplantae; Streptophyta; Magnoliopsida; Lamiales; Oleaceae.
CAGGCGAAGUACAAUUACGACAUAGACGUGUCUUGGAAAGAAGUUGGUCAAAAAGCGAAACUGAAGGCUGCAAAGAGAAAUGGAGAGCGUCACUGUGUUCGCAGGCCUUCAGCCCAAUCCCGCCACCGCCCACCACCAAACCCUCGGCCCUUCAGGCAGCCUUAUUAAGCUUCUUCCUUCACUCCUUACCGACAAAAGGCACUUCUGCGCUCAACCUCUCAAGCUGCAACAAUCGCGUUUCGCCUCUUUUAGAGUAAAUGACACUGCCAACACUGUCCCAGUGGCCUCACCCACCAGCAAUGUAGCAUUAGAGUUGGCUGAAAUUGAUUGGGACAACCUUGGUUUUGGGUUUAUUCCCACUGAUUACAUGUAUAUUAUGAAAUGCGCCCAAGGCAAAAACUUUUUGAAUGGCGAAUUACAGCGUUUUGGGAACAUUGAAUUGAACCCAUCUGCUGGGAUUUUAAAUUAUGGACAGGGAUUAUUAGAAGGUUUAAAAGCUUAUAGGAAACAUGAUGGCAAUAUUUUGUUGUUUCGUCCUGAGGAAAAUGCAUUUCGACUAAGGACUGGUGCAGAACGUAUGUGCAUGCCUUCUCCUAGUGUAGAACAGUUUGUGGAAGCUGUAAAACUAACCAUUUUAGCAAAUGAAAGAUGGAUUCCCCCACCAGGUAAAGGUUCGUUGUAUAUAAGACCAUUGCUUAUGGGGAGUGGAGCUGUUCUAGGUCUUGCACCUGCUCCCGAAUACACCUUUUUGAUUUAUGUAUCACCUGUUGGCAACUAUUUCAAGGAAGGUUUGGCACCAAUAAAUUUAGUAGUCGAGACUGAAAUGCAUCGAGCAACACCUGGUGGUACUGGCGGAGUUAAGACUAUAGGAAAUUAUGCAGCAGUUCUAAAAGUACAGCUUGCUGCAAAAGCAAAAGGAUUUUCCGAUGUUCUCUAUCUGGAUAGUGUUCACAAAAGAUAUCUCGAAGAGGUUUCCUCUUGCAAUGUAUUUGUUGUAAAGGACAAUGUGAUAUCUACUCCUGCAAUUAAAGGGACCAUUCUUCCUGGUAUUACACGAAAGAGCAUAAUCGAUGUUGCUCUUAGUCAAGGAUUCCAGGUUGAGGAACGGUUUGUAACAGUGGAUGAAUUGCUUGACGCCGAUGAAGUUUUUUGUACGGGAACUGCUGUGGUUAUAUCCCCUGUAGGAAGCAUAACUUAUCUUGGUAAAAGGGUAACUUACGGAAGCGAAGGGGUUGGAGUUGUGUCCCAGCAACUAUAUUCCUCACUCACCAGCCUACAAAUGGGACUUGCUGAGGAUAAAAUGGGUUGGAUUGUUGAGCUCAAGUAGGCUUGAAGCUCUACUCUUCAAUUCUGUGUCUUUGUUUGGAUUCUGUGCAGAGUUUUGAGCUGAAUUUCUGUGGGAUUUAGCCACUUUGGUACCCCUUCCAUUUUAAUUUGAUUCUCAUUGACAGUUUGGAUAAUAGUGUUUAAUAUAAGUAUUCUGUUGAUUUCUUGCUGUAGAUUAUUUUGGGCCUGUGUGUGUAUGUAGGGCUGUUAAUAGCAUUUUCAAGAUACUCUCUUCAUGUAAGUAUCCUAUUUUAGAGAGUUGAGAUAUAAAAAUAAGUUGUAAGAGACUUUCUACUUUAAAUUUUUUAAAAUA